Messenger RNA from Astrephomene gubernaculifera, 2907 nucleotides. The record is from the annotation of a GenBank genome assembly. Lineage: Eukaryota; Viridiplantae; Chlorophyta; Chlorophyceae; Chlamydomonadales; Astrephomenaceae.
GUUUAUGCUCAUGACUCCAUGCACCAUGCCCAACGGUGUGACACUGCGGUCACCCGUUUGGUGUUGGCCUGCUGUGGGGAUCCUUUGCCGGACAGCACAGGCCGCACUCCUCCUCCUCCUCCUCCCUUGUGCCUUUCCCUUUGUUCAUGGCCAUGCCCAGUUGACACAUCCAUGCUCUUUGUCUUGCUUUGUCUUGCCUGGUCCCUGCUGCCCCGUGCCGUGCUACCCCUGCCGUACAUCCACCUGCCCCAUGUCGUACCCAUUGUUUGUCAUCGCCCAUUCUAUAUUCGUCCCUUUUGUUUUGUUUCCCUUACCUGCAUUAUUUAGUGUACACCCCUCUUUGCAUACUAUCCUACCCUACCCUUAGUCACCAAGGCCCCUUCGCAUAUUUCACACAUUCAUUUCGCAUUUCUUGCUUUCCUCACAACUCUCAGUUUUUCUAUACACCUAUCCUAACCAUUCGUGUUGCCUGUCCCUAUCCCCUCCCGUGGCCCUUCCGUCGCGACCUUGCUGGCGGCUUCUGUGGCGCUCGCUUCCGUAUAUAGGUAAAUCCGCCUCGUGAUCCGUUUGUUGUUGUUGUUGUUGUUUGCUUACCACGUCACACACGUUUCACCCUACUUGUUUUGCCAUGUCCGAGCGACAUCCCCUGGGGCCUUGGUGACGACGCUCAACACUCAGCGACGAAUAGACUACUCCAUUUUUGGCUAUUUACAGCACACCGGAUGCAGCAAAAUCGCUUCCUCUGGAGCAUCGGUAUCGGUAAGGACUGCUAACCCUCCCAUGUUUUGUGGCUCCCUGCCAACAAUACCCAUUGUUUUGCCCUAACUUUGUGGUUUGGUUUAUUCUACCCCCCGAGGGUGUUAUCAUUUUUCGGAAUCCAAGUAUUCGACUAUUCAACUUGCGCCAGUGAGGGAAAGAAAACCACCGGUUGCCUUUAUACCGUGUCCUGUAUACUUUGACGCGCUGGUGUAGUUAUGCCGGGCCCCAGCGGCUCCAAACGCGUUCGCCCCUCAAUGGGCGGUUCGCCUCAGGUGCAAAAACGUAAAUGGUCCGCCCCUCCACACUGAGCAUAAGCCUAAUGAGUGGCGUUCGCUUUGCGAUGCCUGCUUGCAUUUCGGCUACUGGGUCCCUAACAUUGUCGCCAAGAUUGCAGUCCCCAAGCCAACAGUUCCUUCAAAAGAGUACUUCUAUAGGCAAAUCCUUGAGAGUUAUUGUACUGCACGUGAUUUUGUGACCCAGGAUGGCCAGGAAUAUUGUCGUCACCCAGGAUGGCCAGGAAUAUUGUCGUCACGAGUUACAGCGCAAUGUGAACUGCACUUGCAUGCUGCGAUGCGCCUACCUAAGGACAAAUGCAACACAGCUGUGGAUUCUGCAUCCUUGGGGUUUGGUAAGCACUUCUCCGCUCUUCAGACACAGCAAUGUCCAGAAUUAUUGUACGACCGUAUGGCAUGGUAACGGUAUGACGUCAAAUGUUGACAGCCCCUUGCAGCAGCGCGGCUGGAAAGAAAGGCCUUCGCCAGUAUAUAACAUUUGGAGUUUCUCUGACCGUUUGACGUACAUUGCGUUUCGCCUGUAGGAACUGCAGGAACGCUUAACUAGGCAGCUUGUCGCGUAAAGUGCGUGCGCGCCGUUAAGUUGCGCACCAUAUGUCAAGGUUUUGCCCAUAGCCCUCCAUUACGUAUGCCUGUUUUUUUACAAGCUAAAGGCCCGUAAGGCCCAGGCGAGUCAUAUGGCUUACGGCUUUUGGAUAGCGGCCUUCCACUGAACUGCUCGGGCGUACUGCAUGUACUCUCCGAAACGGCCGACAGAAGCACAUAAAUGCAAUGAAUGUUAAAUUAUAUUGGUGUCUGGUUGUUUGCCGCAUUGAUGGGCGCAAUGCCUAUCAAGAUGGGGCCACUGCGGGUCCUUUGCUGGUUGCUCGCUGUCGCGGUAUCCCUCUGCCAAACAUCGACGAUUACCGCAAGCGCCCCCAAAGUGGCUCUCUAUUUCAGCGAGGCGCAUAAUGUGCUUGAUCUACAGUGGGACAACGGUCCGCAGAACCUUGAUCGCCAACUGCGCCAACUGGGUCUGUCGCUAGCCGCUGCAACUGACGGCCAGCCCCGACUGACCGGCCUAGAUGCGCCUAACGCGUAUAUCAUCCCAGCUCAGAACGGUCGCAAUUUGUAUUCUUCUACCCAUGAUAUGCUUGAGGUAUCAUCUUAUGUCUCUGCUGGGGGACUCGUGAUCAUCCUGGAUGCCGCAAGCGGCGAGGGCCAAGCAACUCGGGAAUUUGUUGCUUCCGCCCUUGGCUAUACCGGCAAUUGGAAGCUUUGCGAGCGCACGGGAACUUCCGAUAGGGCUCGUCGCCUGAGUCGCCGUCGGUCUGGGACCCCCGUCGUCUUAAGCGAGCAUGCGUACUCAUUCCUCGAGGACGAUUAUAUCGACGACAACGCCGACAAUGCUUGGCCGCUUACGCUUGAAGACGCGCAAGUACUGACAACCCUGACCUGGUGCCAACACGAGGACCCGCGAGCGUUCGCCAUCCCACUCUACACGCUAAAGAAAAUUAACAAGGUUGCUGUGCAAGCGUUCAUGCGCGCCGGCAACCCCGGUGCCGUUGUGUGGCUGGGCUACAGCUGGCGGGACGGGCCGCAGGAGCGCUGGGGCCGCCUGCUGCACAAGCUAGUCACUGACUUUACGAUGCGGGGCAACCAGAUACCCCCUGCUGGCAGUGCUGCUGAGGCGCCCCUUGCCCUCGGCUCCCUGGACGACCUCAUCUCCUCCUUCAACGAUGACUUGGGUGACAGCAGUGCCGUGGAGGUCAUUCGGAGGCUGAUCAUGGAUACCGCCUACCCGGCUGCGUACCCUGCAGCGUACCCGCCAGCGUACCCGGCAGCGUACCCGGCGCCCCCCUCACCUGAACCCCCC